Messenger RNA from Lolium perenne, 9743 nucleotides. RefSeq lists its product as uncharacterized. The record is from RefSeq and is a predicted model, not a curated record. Gene Ontology annotation, biological process: protein targeting to vacuole; protein retention in Golgi apparatus. Lineage: Eukaryota; Viridiplantae; Streptophyta; Magnoliopsida; Poales; Poaceae.
ACCCUCCAUCCGCCUCUCGAAACCACGAUCACCACACCUCAGCGUUCCUCGUCCAUGAAGCCCUAGAACACCCGCCCCCGGCGGCGAUGGGCCUCGCGGACGCGGCGCGCGCGCGGCUGCUGGGCGCGCUGCGGCCGUGGCUGGCGGCGGACCCGGGGGAGCUGCGGGUGGACCUGGGCCCGCUCCGCUGCCGCGCCGUCGCGCGCGGGCUCGACCUCGGCGCCGCCGCGCUCUCCGCGCCGGGCCCCUCCUCCUUCCCCGCCACCGUCGACCGGGCGGCCGUCGCCGAGGUCGAGCUCGCCGCCUCGCCCUGGGCCGCCCCCGCGCUCAACGCCGUCCUACGCGGCGUCCACGUCUCCCUCACCCUCAGGGAGCCCGCGCCACGGAGGCAGCGGCCGGACAUCAAGGAAUGGAUCUCCAAGGAGAAGAAGCGGGUGAUUGCAUCAAUGGACCCUCAGGGUGAAAUGUUGCAUGAGAUGAUUGAAGGCAUAGUUAGAUCCCUGGAAGAUAAGGUUACAUCGGUAUUUUCCAGUGCACUUCUGAACUGUAGUCAGGUGCGGAUUGAUGAUAUCACAAUACAAGUACGAUAUCUUGAUGACUCCCAUGUUUUGGUAUUGAGGGCAACCGACUUACAGUUUGGCCCUGAGCUUGUUUCUCGCAGUUCUCUGUUCAGAGGAUUAGUUGGGUCUUCUAUAUCAUCUAGAAAGAAGAAUCACCUUCUUGUUAAAUGUGAUGAUUUUGAGUUUAUGCUGAAGGAGAAUGAUCGUACAGAUGGCACUGCAUCUUUCACCGGCUUGUCUGCUUGUGUUAAUUUGAAUAAUCUCCAACCUGCUGAUUUUAGCAUCCAUGUUCCUAAUGCAUGCUGCAAAAUUUCACCAAAAGCUAUUACUUCACUGAUGGUAGUAUUGGAUAUUACGAGCCAAAAGGAAGACUACGGGAUUAGGAGUGGUCGAGAGCUCUGGAAAAUUGCUGCGCAAAAGCUUGACAGCUCAAUAGUGGGCCAAAGAUUUUCUUUAAGCAAGGCCUUAAGAUGUGCUACUUUCUGGCAGUCCUAUGUUCAUGCUUAUGUGUUGUUGCUAUCAUUAGUCGGAUAUCCCUCUGACAAGGUAAUAAAGGAGAACUGCAGUAGGGUAUCAAGAAACAGGAAAGUGUUGGAAGCUAUCAGAGAUCACUGGGUAAAUGUGCUUGAGUUGGAGGAGAAAAUUCCUGUUGAAGCUAUCGCUAGAGCACGUCGUGUUGCACGUUCAAAACUUAUCAUGUCACAGCAGCAGAACAAGCAAGAAUCAUCAAAAACAUUUCUGGUUUGUUCUAUGAUGAAAAUUCUAUCUCCUAUUUUAUGUUUAUGGAGGUUUCUUGUAUUCAUAUUCUGGUCAGUGUGGAGAACUAGGGAUUCUGGAAAUAAAGCACCUAGAUCCAGCGGAAAUAAUUUUCCUAGCGUUUCUUAUGAUUCAGACAUGGAGUUUCAGUUCAGUGUCCACCUUGGGGAACUCUCCGUGAUCUUGUUACCUAUUGCUGAUCACUUCACCAGUAUAAAAAGGUUGACCAAUGGAAGGAGGAGUUAUCGCGUCAAUUUACCUUCGAUGCAUCUUGUAAUGAAAUCAUCAUGCUUACUUUACUCAGCUGGUUGCACCACACAGUCGUUGUUUUUUGUUGUUGGGGAACUGAAGACUUUCCUCGCUGGUGUCCCAAAGUUGGUACGAGCGGAUAAUAGCAACAAACCUAGUAGGAAUUCAUCUUUUAAAACAUCAGAGUUUGCUGAAGACACUGAUUCUAAGAUGAUCCUCUGGAGUGAUCCUGCCAGUAUGCACCCAUUUUCCAAAAACCAAGCUGAUGAAUUUUCCCACAGUGAUGAUUCUACCACUGCUGUUCUAGGGAGUGGUAUGGAGGAACUAUGGAGGGAAUGGAUGGUAAUUAGCACUGUAUACAAUAAAUCUGGUGUGAUGCAUCAUGAAAAGCCUUCUGUUAUUUUUGAACUUAAAUCAUAUGUCAUCGAUCCUUACAAAAGUGCGAGUGGGUUUCAGCAAUGUAGAUUCACAGUCGGGAAACUAAACCUAGAUUUGGAUUAUGAGUGUGCUUCAUCAACUUAUAUGCUGCAUAGACAGUUCAUACACUACAAACAGCUGAAAGAGCUAAACGGAAAGUUACCAGACCUUUCGAACAGUACUGGUGCUGGUGUAACUCCUACAAGUGGAUUAGGUGAUACAUUGAGAUCAUUGACUCAGAGAAUGAAAAUUGUGAUGUCGGAUGCUAUUCCGGAAAAUACCCUUCAUAUUGCAGCACUGCUCGCCGGUCCCAGUAUCCGGAUAUCCUUUGACAAAAAUAAUUUGUUACAAAAUUGCAAAAGUAAGUUUGUGCCCCUGUUUUCUCAGAUGAAUGACAAGUCCUGCAUAGUUCUCAGUCUGGCAUAUGUGGAAUGUGCUAUGUGGCCAGCAUCUCUGUCUACUCCCCUGAGAUCUAAUUCAUAUGUCAAAGAAACACAUAAUACAUUUUGUGAGAAGGCAGUGCAAGAACCUGCCUAUCUUGCAGCGGAAAGUAGUGCAAGGCAUUUUUAUUCAGGGAAUAUUGUGUUGGAUGCUUACUUCAAAUUGGCUGGCUUCUCUCUUCUGAUAGAUAAUAUAGAAGCCAAUCAGCAGUGUCAUGUUUUUGGACCGAUGUCGGCCAAUUUCCAGCUAUCAACAGACAGGAAGUAUGUUUAUUCCUUCUUUGUGGCUAGAAAUGUUCUGUCAAUGAACUUAGGUGGAGGAAUUGCUGGCUGUAUAGCUUUGUUCUACAUGGACGAACUGUUUACAGUUUGCCAGCUUGUUGAAAGCAUGCAGUUGGUGGCAUUGAAUUCUGACUUGGUUAAUGUUAAGUAUUCUGAAGAUUUUAUUGGAAGGCUAGUAUCGUUUUGCAAUAAAAAUACUACGGGGAGCACAAGAGAUCUUGGUGUUGAUAUUAUUUCCCAGGAAGCACCAUUCGACUCUCAUACAGAACUCGUGGUCGAAGUGGAACUUGAAUUGGAAUCAACAUGCAUCAUCUUUAGUGCUUCCCGUGGUGGACUUUUCCCAAAUCCUGCGGCCUUUGUCAACAAUAUCAUAACCUACAUCAGUGGCUCACCCAUAUUUGAGGGCAUAUCAACACAGGAAUUGCUUGAAAUGUUAGCUUUGGGUGUUGGGUUCUGCAUCAGAAGUUCUUCUCUGAAACUUCUGCUUGGCGGACAAAGUGCAGACAUCCAUGUUAGUAUCUCUGGAAUUCAGUCUUUGAUAAUUGAGAACGAACUUGAAUGCACAACGGCACUUGAUGGUUUACCAUAUAACAAGAACCAGUUGAUUAUAACAGAAUGCAUCUUUCAUGUGUGUAUUGAUCCCACUAAAGACAGGUUGACCAAUGAGGAAAUAGAAAAUGAAUCUAGAAGUGGUCGCAUUUCUGAUUCUUGGGGAAUUUGCUAUUCUAUUGAAAUUGAAUUUACUGAGAUUUAUAUUGGAGACCGCAGAAUUCAUAAGUAUUUAACUGAAGUAAAUCAGCCCAGCAAACAGAAGAUCUCUCUGGUGAUCCAUGAUAAUCUAAAGAUUUUCAAAUGCAAAAUCCAGGGUGGCUUGAUAUUUCUUGAAACAAUGCUCUUAGCUAAGUUAGUUUCCUGCUGCAAAUUUUACUUCUGGUUGCUUAUGGAUCUCCCAUUGUGUGCAACUUCAAAUAUAGCCGAAGAUUCAGUAACUGCAGUCUCUACAAGAAGUGACCCUAAUGUGAGGAACACCUAUACAGAAGGGGAAGUAUCACCUGUGUCUGUAGUUUUUCAUUCACAAAGUGAGGAAUCCCAGUUGAGUGCUGUCAAAUGUCUAGAUAUUGAUUUAUCUCGGAUUUCUCUUACAUUUGCUGUGGUGGAUGAAUCUGGUAUAUAUCAGGGAUUAACUCUUGAGGUUGAUGCAAGCCUUCAACUACUGAAUUUUGGCAUGAAGAUGUUUUUUGAAGUGAAGCAUCUUUCAGUCUCCACUAUUAGUAGUAUGCCCAAGACUACCCGUGAGCAAUAUAGAGAUGUGCCAGCACCCCGUUUUCGGUCCAGCAAGUCUAUUGCUCUUACAUCUCAGUCUGAAAUUCAAGAAUAUCUUCCAUCCAACGGAGUGGAUAAUGCUACCCGUGAUCGUGAUGCUCCUCCAAGUUCAACUUCUUCCGUGGAAGGUUCAACGGGCAACACAUCAAUUGAAUUUUCUUCACAUAAGAGUUUUAUCCUCAGCCAUUUCUCUACUUCUCUUAAGAUCGAGAAGAAAGAAUUGGAUGGAGAUUCUAAUUUGAUGUGUUUAAGUGGUGAUUGGUUUGGAAAGGGUUUUGUUUCUGGUUUGGAGGUGGCAAUCUCAUUAUCAAGCAUUGAGAUGAUCUCUUCAUUACUUGCUCCUUUUCAAGGAAUGCUGAGUUCUACCUCAUCUCAGAAGGAAAUAGAGAUUGGUGACACUGUUCAACAAGAGCAGCUGGAUAAUAUUGAUUAUACUAUACCUGAUGGAGCAAUUGUGGCUAUACGAGAUCUUGAUCAACAGAUGUAUGUAUCAGUCAAAAAAACUGGAAUAGAAUAUGAAGUGGUCGGUGCAUACCAUUAUUCCCUUGCUGGUGAACACGCAUUAUUUAGGGUGAAACACCAUAAGACAUGGAGAUCAGACACACCAUAUAUUUCUCUUUUAUCUUUACAUGCAAAAGUUGAUGAAGGCAAAGAACUGGCCCUUAGUUUCUCUCAAGGAUCAGAUUUGGUUGAAGUUUCUUCAUUUGUUGACAAACCUUGUUCACUGUGGAACACAUCUCCUCUCGGGUUUGAUAGUUUUGAGGAUGACGACGAUGAUGUCAAAUCUUGCAAGGUUAUCUCAAGUAGUUCUUACCACCUUGUGAACAAGAAAAACAACUAUGGCAUUGCAUUUGUGGAUGGGCUACUGGAAUUUGUUAAAAAGCCAGGAAAUCCAUUUAAGGUGAAGGUUUUAGAUGAAUCCCUAUUCUCGGAUGUUGCAAGGCUCAUUGUUCCCAAUACGAACUUGGAUGGUAACUCUUAUCUAGAUCUGGAAGAUGAGUUGCCUUCUGCUCUAAUGGAUAGGUUGGAAGCUGGUGCAAGUUCACAGCAUAUAACCAUGAGUAUUGAUAAGAUAAGUUUUACCAUUACCCAUGAAGUGUUUGAUACUGGUGAUGUUUUUCCACUUGUCCAAAACUGCAUAAGUGAUAUCCGUGUUGUUACACAAAUAUACCCAUCCAAGACCAGGAUUCUAAGUUCAUUCAAAGUUUCAGGGCAGUACUAUGAUGCACGCAAAGAUAUGUGGGAGAACCUAAUAUCACCUAUCACCUCCUAUGUGUUCUUCCGAUUUAGAUUUUCCAACGAAGAUCCAGUUACUGGACGUAGCAGGACACCACUCCGUUUUUACUUUCAUUUAAAACAGGUGGAUAUUUUUAUAAAUGAGCUUUCAAUUGACGUGCUGCUUUAUUUGGUUGGGAAGUUAGACUUGAUGGGUCCAUAUGCUGUGAGAAACUCAGCUAUUUUUCCUAACUGCUGCAAGAUAGAGAACAACUCAAGGCUGGCACUUGUAUGUCAUUUUCAAAAUAAUGGGGAUGCAAUAGUUCCUGGGCAACAGUCAACUUCAGUUUUCUUGAGACACUUAAUAGUUGAUGAUAAUCGCCCACAUGAUCGGAGCGCGGUUUCUUUUUCUUUAUUCAAGGAAGGGGCAUUUUCAACUGCUCCAAUCAAUAUUUCUCUCCAUGAGCCUGGCAUCUUCGCAUGGAGAACCCUAGUAUCAUCUCUCAAAGAUUCAAGGCGCUUCUCUGGACCAUUUGUUGUGGUCAAGGUGUCCCAGAAUUCUGUGGAAGGUUUAUCCCUUUCAGUCGAACCUUUGUUGAGGAUAUAUAAUAAGAGUGACUUUCCUCUUGAACUUCGGUUUCAGAGGCCACAAAAAACUAAUGAAGAAGCAGCGUUUGUCACAGUUAGAUGUGGUGACAUGGUUGAUGAAUCUACUGGAGUAUUUGACGCGAUGGAUCUAUCUGGAGGACCCAAAAAAGCGUUGAUGGCUCUAGCUCUCGGAAAUUUUAUGCUGUCAAUUAGACCUGAGAUUUCCGAGCACUCUGAUCUUAGCCGUGAAACUAUAGUGCAGUGGUCCGAAGACAUAACCGGCGAAAAAGCAAUCCGCAUAUCUGGUGUCAUAGAUAAACUUAAUUAUAACCUAAGGAAAGCCUUCAGUAUUGAUUCCAUGAAGUCUUCUUUCAGCUCUUUGAGUUGCCCUGUUUCUAUUGAUGGUCAACACGUAACGGAUCUUCAUUUCUUAAUCCAUACUCUGGGUAGAGAUGUGCCUUUGCAGCCUACAAAUGGUUCACGUGUAUCUGGCAGAAGCGCAUCGGUGGCAUUACAGUUGCAGAGAGAAAUUUUUAUAUACCCGACUGUCCAAGUGUACAAUUUCUUGCAGACAGACAUACAUGUGCUUCUGACUGACUCCCAACCAGAGAAUAUCAGAGAAGAUAAUUAUGGUCUCGUCGGAAAGCAGGCAACGAUUACAAGUGGUUCAAGUGCUUACUUCUAUGUGAAUCCUGCCAUGUUCAAUUUUUCAGUCACACUAAUUUCAUAUGGUUCAAAGUCCAAGGUAGCUAAUAGUGGUGAUUGGGUGAAGAGAAUGCAAAAGCAGACAGCUCAGGCUCAAUUCCUUGAUCUGGAGUUAGAAUUUGGUCCUGGGAAGUUUCAUUCUUCUUUAAGAUUAUUGCGUCAAGAGAAAGGCUUGCUUGAGGUUGCUCUUUUCACAAGAUAUACAUUACAAAAUGCCAGUGACUACUCCUUGCUGUGCACAGCUUCCGAUCAAAAAUCACUACCUGCGUCUGUAACUGGAAAAGACAAUAUUAAUCUUCCUCCACAGAAUGGUUGUAUUUUGUCCUCGAUGUCAAUGAGCUCCUGGUUUACAAAGUCAAACAAACUGCGAAUAAGCCUGCAUGAAGAGAAAGGGUCAGAAGCUUUUAUUGAUUUAGAAGCAUUAUCUGGCUUCACUGAAUUUUUUCUGGAGAUCCAUGAUAGUGUAUUGCCCCAUCGUGUGGCAGCUUUUGGCAUGUCUUUACAACCUGUUAUUUAUGGCUUGCCUGUGUCAUCACAAGUCGUAUUAAUCGUGCCAAGAUAUGUUAUCUCAAAUGAGUCCGCUACUGCAGUUGCUGUUCGCCAAUGUCUUGUUCAGGAUGACAUGGAUGGAUUGACAAUUGAAGCUAAACAGAGGGCUACCUUACAGACAUGGAAACCUGGAAAAAAGCGAGAAGGAAACUACUUCGAUUUGUUUCUAAAGAAGCACAAAAAUAUAUCCGAGGAUUCACACAUAUUUAUCCAGUUUUCUCCAAAAGAAACAGGAUAUAGUUGGUCCGGACCAAUUUGUGUUUCAUCAAUUGGCCGUUUUUUCAUGAAAUUUAGAAGAUCAGAAGGCAUGGAAACAGAUGUUAUUAAAGGAGACACUUUACAAGAUGGGAAGCUGAAAAAGUUUGCUUCUGUUGAUAUUGUUCAAGAGAAUACGUCUUUUGUUCUACACUUCACUAAGCCACCAAAGGUUGCACUACCAUAUCGGGUAGAGAAUUGCUUGAAUGAAGCAUCUAUCAUGUAUUUCCAGAAGGAUUCAGAUGAAUCGGAUAUGUUACACCCUCAAGACUCGGAACAGUAUGCAUGGGAUGACUUGAGUUUACCCCGCAAGUUGGUUGUGCGCAUUGUUGAUACACCGGCACUGCGUGAAAUUAAAAUUGACAAAAUCAGUCCAUGGAAGCCAUUCCUGAAGAUGCGUCAAACUAGCAGGCUCAAUCUGGAUUUCUCGUUCAGUAAUGGACUCAGUUCAGGAAAACAAGGAUAUGAUGAUUCAUUUGGACUGAGGGUGUUUAAGAUAGGAUAUGAAGUGUAUGCCGAUGGUUUAACAAGAGUUCUACGGAUAUGUGAACAUGUAGAGAAUCCCAAAGCUGAGAAAGUCCAACGGCCUAUAGCACGUGCACAGUUCAGAAUUUCUUAUAUGUGUAUUCAUCUUCUUGAUAAGAGCCAGAGCGACGAAAGGCUCCAAUCACCUUCUACAAUAUUAACGGCAAGACUUCAGCAUUUAUCUGCUGAUUCAGUUAUCACAGAUAGAUACAAGCAUAUCUCUGUUGCAAUUUAUUCAUUAAAUGUGGAUGAAAAGUGGGAUGGAGCUUCCUUUGGGUCAGUUCUCAGGAUGAACAAACUUCAGGGUGAUGCUCUCAGUGAAAGUAUUCUUCGUAUAGUUUUUGUACUCAAUUCAACCAAUUCCAGUGUCAAACAAGUCCACUACUGUGCCAUAAUUCUACAGCCUAUUGAUUUGAAAGUUGAUGAGAGAACAUUAAUGAAGCUUGUACCAUUCUGGAGAACAUCCCUUGCUCCUACUGGUACACCGAGCACACAAUUUUAUUUUAGAAAAUUCGAAGUACAUCCAAUUAAGAUCAUUGCAAGCUUUCGUCCUGGAAGUCCACACACAUCUUACAGCUCUGCUCAAGAGGCUCUGAGUGCAUUGUUGCACAGCGUUAUAAAGGUGCCUGAGAUAAGUAAUUCAUCAGUGGAGCUCAAUGGUGUUCUCCUAAAUCAUGCUUUGGUUACAUUCCGUGAGCUAUUUCUAAAAUGUGCCCAGCACUAUUCAUGGUAUGCCCUGAGGGCAAUCUAUGUAACAAAGGGAAGCUUGCUGCUUCCUCCAUCUUUCGCCUCGAUCUUUGAUGACUCUGCUUCAUCUGUUCUUGAUGUUUUCUUUGACCCUUCUGAUGGUUCACUCAACCUUCCUGGUCUUACUAUAGGCAUGUUUAAGUUUAUAAGCAAAAAUAUGAAAUCAGGUGGAACAAAGCGGUACCUUGGUGAUCUUGGGAAAACUGUCAAAACUGCAAGUUCAAAUGCUCUCUUUGCUGCUAUCACGGAAGUUUCAGAUAACGUUGUAAAAGGAGCAGAAACAAAUGGUUUAAAUGGCAUGGUUACUGGCUUCCACAGAGGUAUCUUGAGGUUAGCAAUGGAGCCAUCUGUGUUAGGGCAGGCUAUAAUGGAGGGUGGUCCAGACAGAAAGAUCAAACUUGAUCGCAGCGCUGGACUUGAUGAGCUAUACAUCGAAGGGUACCUACAAGCUAUGCUGGAAGUCAUGUAUAAACAAGAAUACCUUCGUGUCAGGGUGGUUGAUGACCAGGUUUUCCUGAAAAAUCUACCACCAAAUAGUGCUCUCAUAAAUGAGAUUGUGGAAAAUGUGAAGAGCUUUCUUGUGAGCAAGGGAUUGUUGAAAGGAGAUGCUUCUACAGUUCGCUCUUGGCGCCGUUUGCGAAAUGAGCCUGAAUGGAAGAUUGCCCCGACGGUGAUCACCCUGUGCGAGCACCUGUUUGUGGGCUUCGCCGUGCGCGUGCUGCACCGGGAAGCCACCAAGGCCAUCGCCGAGAUCACGUCCAAAGUAAAGCAGUCAUCCACAGGUAGCGAAGGCGAAGCUGAAUCCUCGUCCAGCGAAGGAGCCCUGGUGAAGCGGGGCAGGCUGUGGACCGUGGGAAGGUUCGCGGCUUCAGGCGUGGUCGCCUAUGUCGACGGCCGGCUGUGCCGCCACAUACCCAACCCCAUCGCCAGGAGGAUCGUGAGCGGGUUCCUCCUGAGCUUCAUCGAGAGGAGAGACGACGAGUAGGCAGGCAGGCUGGUGAUCACCACCUUGUGCAGAUAGAUGAUACGUGGCCGCCAUGCGAGCCAGCUCUGUACAGCAAUUUUCCUGACACAAGAGAAAGCUUUGUACAGCAAUUUUCGCCCCCGCGUGUUAUAUCCACAUCUUUGUGCA